AUGCGAGCUGAGCUUGAGGAGAUGAGGUCGCUUGCCAAGCCCAUGCCUUCACACGUGCAGCUGGGCAGCAAGGAAGCGCAGUACAAGAUGCGAAUGCAAAGGCUCAAGGCCGAGCUCCUUCAGAGAGACGAGCAGCUGGUCAACACCCAGAAGGCCUGCCAGCUCUCGGAGGAAGCCCAGAGUGAACUCUUCGAGGAGGAGCUGGCAGACUUGCAGCGGCGUUACCAGGAUCUCUCGAAGAAGCAGAUGCAUGCCAAAGCGGACCUGCAGGAGGCUUCUUGUGUGCUAGCCAAUAUUCCGACCGCCACGAGCGCUGCUGCAACCCAGGUGCAGAAGACCUGGCGCUGCAAGGCAGAGGUGCGGCAGCUGAAGGAGGCGCGGCGUGCGGCCGCCACUCUCCAGCGUGCCUGGCGGAGGACGGCGCGGCGACAUGCCGCAAAGCGCGGCAGGCGGCGAGAGCAUGCCAGGCGCCAUGUGGCUGCCACAGCGCUUCAGUGCUCCUGGCGGGGUGUAAAGGCAAGACGGGAGCUGUGCGAGCGCAUAGAGCUGCGAGGCAUUGAGGAAGAGGAGAGGGUGGGCGAGGAUGAUGAGCUCCCGGAUUUCCUGUCACAGACAGGGCCGGAACACCCCUUCAGCCCUACAGCGCAGAUGGAAGCCGAUUCUCUGAUGGAGCUCACCGAGGACCAGAGCCCCUGCAGCCCUGGGGCCGCGAGUGAGGAUGCGGAGGACGACAGCAGCUCCGACUACGAAGACAGCCCGCGAGGGCUCGAAGACGUUCAGCGCACCAGGAACCAAGACGCGAAAGCGGACGAAACUCUAAGCCAAGGAGGGGCAGAGCUGCAGAUGAGCGAGAAAGGAGAUGGGGUUCCAGUCACAGCACAGAGCGAGCAAGAGCGCCCAGUUGCCCAAAGCUCCAAGGACCGAGAUCCAGACGAAGAACAGGCUUCGAGCAUGGAUGGCGAUACUCAGGCCAAUAGAGACAAAGAUGGGCCUGCCGCGGGCGAAGAGGUUGAAAGCCACAAGGUUCGUGAUGCAGAAGGAGACGCAGAGGCACACAGCGAGAAAGAUCAGCCUGAAACGGUUGAAGAGGCUGCAAGCUCCCAAGGUCGCGAUUCAGACGGAGAUGCAGACAUGCCCAGCGAGAAAGAUGAGCCUGGCGAAGAGGUUGCAAGCCCCAAGGAUCGCGAUGCAGAACAAAGCCAGAAAGAUGAGGGCGAAGAGGUUGAAAGCCACAAGGAUCAUGAUGCAAAAGGAGAUGCAGAGGCACACAGCGAGAAAGGUGAGCCUGCAACUGGUGAAGAGGUUGCAAGCUCCCAAGCUCGCGACGCAGAAAAAGACGCAGAGGCACUAAGCGAGGAACGUGAGCCUGCAGCAGGCACAGAGGUUGCAAGCUCUCACGGUCGCGAUGCAGAAGAAGAAGCAGAGGCGCAAAUCGAGAAAGACGAGCCUGCAGCAGGCGAAGGGGUUCAAACCAACAAAGAUCAUGACGCAGAAGCAGAUGCAGCAGAGGCGCAAAGCCAGAACGAUGAACCUGCGGCCGAAGAGGUUGAACGCCGCAGGGAUCAUUACGCAGAAGGAGAUGCAGAGGCACCCAGCGAGAAAGAUGAGCCUGCAGCAGGCGAAGAGGCUACAGAAGCAGAAGGAGACGCAGAGGCGCGAAGCCAGAACGAUGAGCCUGCAGCGGUUGAAAGCCACAAGGAUCAUGACGCAGAAGGAUAUGCAGAGGCAGCACGUGAGCAAGAUGAGCCCGAAGCGGUCGAAGAGGUUGAAAGCGACAAGGACCGUGAUGCAGAAAGAGAUGCAGAUGCACCAAGCGAGAACGAUGAGCCUGCGGCGGGUGAAGAGGUUGAAAGCCACAAGGAUCAUGUCGCAGAGGGAGAGGCCCAGGCGCGAAGCGAGGAAGAUGAGCCUGCAGCCUGCGAAGAGGUUGAAAGCCGCAAGGAUCGUGAUGCAGACGGAGACGCAGAGGCGCAAGUCGAGAAAGAUGAGCCAGCAGCCUGCGAAGAGGUUGAAAGCAACAAGGAUCGUGAUGCUGCCGCAGAAGGGGGCGCAGAUGCGCAAAUCAAGAACGAUGAGCCUGCAGCAGGCGCAGAGGUUGAAAGCCGCAAGGAUCGUGAAAGCGAAGCUGGUAGUCCAAGAGCUCAAUUACAUCAGGAGCUCGAGCAGUCGAAACACGAAGCUGCUGCCGGGGAUGCCGCGGAUGUAGCAGCCACCUCCCAUGCGGGACGAGAUGGCGAAGAGGCGCUUGCUUCAUCAGCAGCGAGGGAUGUCGGCGCUCUUCCAGCCCAAGUCGAGGCACGCGAAGCUCCGCACAGGGAGAGCCGAGACGAGCCGGACGGGAGACCGUCGCCCGCAGCGUCGCCCGCUCCCAGGACGCGCGAGGCGCCCAAAGCGGCACCAGCGCCGCCAGCGCCAGCGCCAGCGAGGCCGGCGAGGCCCUUGCAGAGCAGACCUCAGCGGCCGCCAGCAGCUUCAAAUGACUCGGACUCGGACGAUUGA
Molecule: messenger RNA, 2499 nt
Organism: Symbiodinium sp. CCMP2456
Lineage: Eukaryota; Dinophyceae; Suessiales; Symbiodiniaceae
Source: the annotation of a GenBank genome assembly